AUGCGGCUCGACGUCAAGAGACAGCUGUUCGCUCGCUCGGAGCGCGUCAAGGGCAUCGACUUCCACCCCACUGAGCCAUGGAUUCUCACAACCUUGUACUCUGGUCAUGUCUACAUCUGGUCAUAUGAGACACAGGCAAUUGUCAAAACGUUCGAGCUCACAGAUGUCCCCGUCCGAGCAGGCCGAUUCGUCGCUCGCAAGAAUUGGAUCGUCUGCGGCUCAGAUGACUUCCAAUUGCGCGUCUACAAUUACAACACCUCCGAGAAGAUCACCUCAUUCGAAGCGCAUCCAGACUAUAUCCGAAGCAUUGUUGUCCACCCAUCACAGCCCUUCGUCCUUACCGCAUCGGAUGACAUGACCAUUAAGCUUUGGGAUUGGGACAAAGCAUGGAAAUGUGUACAAGUGUUUGAAGGCCAUAGCCAUUAUGUGAUGGGCCUGGCUAUCAAUCCAAAGGACACCAAUACCUUUGCUUCAGCAUGCCUGGACCGCACUGUAAAGAUCUGGAAUCUGGGCUCGAAUCAUCCAAAUUUCACACUUGAAGCACACGAGACGAAGGGUGUCAACCAUGUUGAUUAUUACCCGCAAUCUGACAAGCCAUACUUGCUCACAACCUCAGACGACAAGACCGUCAAGAUAUGGGACUACACAACGAAGGCACUGAUUGCUACGCUAGAAGGCCACACUAGCAAUGUUUCGUUUGCUUGUUAUCACCCCGAGCUGCCAAUCAUCAUCUCUGGGUCAGAAGAUGGGACAAUCAAGAUAUGGCACGCCAACACAUAUCGAUUAGAGCAGUCACUAAGCUACGGCUUAGAGAGAGCGUGGUGUGUAAGCUAUCAACGAGGCAAACAGGGCAUUGCUAUGGGCUUUGAUGAUGGCGCAGUUGUGGUAAAGAUGGGACGGGAAGAACCUGCUGUCUCAAUGGAUGGUUCAGGAAAGCUGGUCUGGGCACGUCACAAUGAAGUUGUCACAACUGUAAUCAAGGGUAGUGAGCAUGGUCUCAAAGACGGUGCUCCUCUAUCGCUGCCUACCAAAGAGCUGGGUUCAUGUGAAAUAUACCCACAGACCUUGGAGCAUUCUCCAAACGGCAGGUUUGUCUCUGUGUGUGGGGACGGCGAGUACAUUAUUUAUACAGCUUUGGCCUGGAGAAACAAGGCCUUUGGAUCUGCCCUAGACUUUGCGUGGGGAUCCAAGGACAACAGCAAUGACUACGCGAUUCGAGAGUCACCUACGAGCGUCAAGGUCUUUAAAAAUUUCAAGGAGAAGCCGGGAGGAAUCGAUGUUGGCUUCCAGGCAGAAGGACUGAGCGGAGGCGUCCUCCUCGGCGUGAAAGGUCAAGGUGGAAUUGGCUUGUUCGAGUGGGAAUCAGGUAAUCUCGUUCGAAGGAUAGAGGUUGACCCUAGAGAGGUUUAUUGGUCCGAAUCAGGCGAACUUGUUGCCCUUGCGUGUGCUGACAGCACCUACGUUCUCCGCUAUAACCGCGAAUCUUACCUCGAAGGAUUCAACGCUGGCCUUGCCGAUGAAGAUGGAGUUGAAGCAGCCUUUGAGAUCGUAACCGAUAUUCAAGAUUGCGUUCGAACAGGAGAAUGGGUGGGCGAUUGCUUCGUCUAUACUAACUCCACAAACCGACUCAACUAUCUAGUUGGUGACCAGACAUACACUAUCGCUCACUUCGAUCAGGGCAUGUACCUACUUGGCUACAUACCCCGAGACGGACGCCUCUACCUCGCAGACAAAGACGUGAAUGUCAUCUCCCACUCUCUCUCCCUCACGGUCGUCGAGUAUCAGACCCUCGUUCUACGCGGCGACCUAGACUCCGCGCAAUCCCUCCUCCCUGAAAUACCCAGCGACCAACUCAACAAGAUCGCCCGCUUCCUCGAAGGCCAAGGCUACAAAGAGCUCGCCCUAGACGUCGCCACCGACCCCGAACAUCGGUUCGAGCUUGCACUGAGCCUAGGCAACCUACUCAUCGCGCUUGAGAUAGCCCGAGAAGCAGAUGCGGAGCAUCGCUGGAAAACGGUCGGCGAUGCCGCACUCGCAGCGUGGGAUAUCAGGCUAGCAGAAGAAUGCUUCACGCACGCUAAAGAUCUGGGAUCUUUGUUGCUGUUGCAUACAAGCACGGCCAACAAAGAUGCGCUCAAGAAGCUAGCUGCACAAGCUGAUGCAGCGGGUGCGAAUAAUGUCGCCUUCUCGGCGUUGUGGGCUUGUGGAGAUGUGGAAGCCUGUAUUGAGUUGCUUGUGAAAACGGGGCGGGUGGCUGAGGCGGUUUUGUUCUCGCAGACGUAUCGACCCAGUCGGGCGCCAGGGUUGGUGAAGCGGUGGAAAGAAGGGUUGGAGAAGAAUGGCAAAGGCAAGAUUGCUAGGUUGAUUGGACAGCCGCCCGAUAAGGAGGAGGGGCUAGACGGGGAUCAGGAGCUGUUUCCUGAGUGGGAUGAAUAUCUUAUGUUGGAGAAGAGCUCGAGGAUGGGGAUGGAGAGCGUGGAGCAGAGGUUGAUUGAUGGUGAGGGUGAUCGGGUCAAAGGCACAAACGGGAAGGAUGGAAAUGGCGGUGCGGACGCAGUGGCCAGGGCCAAUGCAAUUAGUCAAGUACCAGAGGAUCCGGAUCCGGUCGCGGCUGAGGCUCAGGACGAUGAUGAGCUAAGUUAG
Messenger RNA from Endocarpon pusillum Z07020, 2643 nucleotides. Its product is annotated as Coatomer subunit beta. Lineage: Eukaryota; Fungi; Ascomycota; Eurotiomycetes; Verrucariales; Verrucariaceae. Gene Ontology annotation, molecular function: protein binding; structural molecule activity. The coding region runs from base 1 to 2643 and encodes 880 amino acids. Gene Ontology annotation, biological process: intra-Golgi vesicle-mediated transport; retrograde vesicle-mediated transport, Golgi to endoplasmic reticulum; intracellular protein transport. Gene Ontology annotation, cellular component: COPI vesicle coat. The record is from RefSeq and is a predicted model, not a curated record. The transcript is spliced from 3 exons.